Molecule: messenger RNA, 5794 nt
Organism: Centropristis striata (black sea bass)
Lineage: Eukaryota; Metazoa; Chordata; Actinopteri; Perciformes; Serranidae
Gene: tmem64
Product: transmembrane protein 64
Exons: 3
Coding region: 824-1882 (352 amino acids)
Source: RefSeq, a predicted model, not a curated record
UGGUCGGUAUGAAUCGCUUUAACAGCAGCGUCAACAGCAGCAGUUCGCACCGUGGAGGCAACGGCGACGAGAGAAACAACAACAGCCCGCCAGCAGAGAAACAGCCAACUGGGUUCUUACAUGUCCGACUCCUGUGUCUUAUUUAUGGUCCUGUUAUCCCGGAGGAGCGUGUGAGGAGGACAGCGACGGCGGUUUAGUCUCUGAGAUGUAACGGUGGACUUUAUUCACGCAGCGAGCUAGUUAGCUAAGUAAGUUAGCCUUGCAGUGAUUUAUGCUAGUGCGUUAGCUGGACUGGACGGCAGUACUGGUGGAGUCAUAAAAGUUGAUGCACCAUUUCGACCUCAGGCCAGAGAAGAGUUGUUUUGUCCCUGUACUCACAGCUUUCCUGCUCCCUCCGUCCUACACUGCACUGUCCCGAGCAGAGGAGGAGUGACAGCUCUGAAUAUGGCGAGUGUUUUACACAGAGACUACAAAACUGGCACUUUUAAGUCAUUGGACUGGCACGUUGCCCAGCUAGUGUACCCAAGAUAAACAUUAAAUAAGAAAAUUCAUGUAAUGGCUAAGGAGAGUGACGGGAUUUAUCUGCAUGUCUCACUAUAUGGUUGCUCUCAGAGUUGCAUAGCAAUGGUUUACCACUGCUAAAGCCAUCUUAAAAGUACAUAGACACUUGCCUCUGUUGAAGCUCAACACAUUGACAUUGCGAGACAUGGACUUGCACUGGAUGUAAAGACUGACUGGAAACCUCAAUCUUCACAGCUGUCUCCAGGAGGGACAGUUAAUCUGAGCCUUGCUGCUGGUCCCCAGAGGUUAUUCGAGGGCCAACAUGUCAAUAUCAGGGUCCACGACUGUGCAGCUUUUCACCAAGCUUCUUAAGCAUGCGGUAGGCAAGGCACAGAUUCAGCUGAACCGCUGGCUGCAGAGGACUGCCACAGAGGACUGUGACAAAAUUGACAUCCUGAUCUGCAGCGCCUUUGACGAGACUGGGGCCGGCAUCGGGAAGUCAGAUGUAGACCCUGAGGUUAUCAGCGACACAGGGGGAACAACCUUCAGCAGCAGUGGGGAGUUCAGACACCCAUGCUGUAUCACCACCUUUUGCUUCAAGAGCGCCCUGCUGGCAUGCAUCCUGACUGCUGUGUGCUUCUCCUCGGUUGCACUGGUUCGCCAAUACCUCAAGGACCUCCUGCUCUGGGUCGAGAGCUUGGACAGCCUGGUUGGAGCUUUGCUGUUCAUAGUUGGUUUGAUAAUCGUGUCGUUCCCGUGUGGAUGGGGAUAUAUUGUUCUUAAUGUGGCAGCUGGCUACCUCUACGGCUUUGUGCUGGGCAUGGGACUAGUUAUGGUGGGAGUUUUAAUAGGGACCUUUGUGGCACACCUGGUGUGCAAACGACUAUUGACUGACUGGGUGCUGAACAAGGUUGGGAACAGUGAACAGCUCAGUGCUGUCAUACGAGUGGUGGAGGGAGGAAGUGGACUUAAAGUUGUGGCCUUAGCGAGACUCACCCCCAUACCAUUUGGGCUCCAAAAUGCCGUUUUCUCGAUCACAGACGUGUCCUUGCCAAACUACCUGGUGGCCUCCUCUGUGGGUCUGUUGCCCACUCAGCUUCUUAACUCCUACCUGGGCACCACGCUUCGCACCAUGGAGGACGUCAUCGCUGAGCAGAGCGUCAGCGGCUACUUUGUGUUCAGCCUGCAGAUCGUCAUCAGCAUUGGCCUGAUGUUCUACGUUGUGCACCGGGCACAGGUGGAGCUCAACGCAGCCAUCGCCGCCUGCCAGAUGGAGCUCAAGUCGUCGCACAUGAACGGCUCCUCCACCAAUCACAGCAGCUUCACCUACUGCAACAAGAGGGCGACGGCCGGCAGCGGGAACUGCAUUAAUGUGGUGUGACUGCCAAUCGACAUGCGGGGCAGUCGCUCGUACGACUUGGUCACUGAAUUGUAAGACUGGAGAGGAAACGAAGUUUAGACGAUGUCUGAAACGUGCUGGUGGCGUGGUUUAUAAUUUUCACCAUCAUAUUCUGACCACCCUUUUUAAGAAAAACCUUGAGGGCAUAAGUCGGUACGGUGUUUUAGGAGUGUGGGACCAUGCACCCUUUGAAGAAACGGUGCUGAUGGAAAUGGUUUAGCGGUACAUCUUCUUGGGAAAAUUCUUUUCUUUCUUUUGAUUAAGGCACUUCUUAACCUAUUCUUAUCUAAAUUUACUCUGUUACAGGAGAUGUCAAUGAAAUGAUGUUUAGAUUUAUCAGAGGAGGCUGAGUGAGUGAGUGAGUGAGUCAUUCAAAACACUAGUUAGGCAUUAACUGCCUGCUAACACUAUGAAUGUGCAAUCUGGAGCUUUCUAGACAACCAAGGAAUUGUUUUUCCAUUUUAGUGUCAAAAGAAUGCCAACCUAUGCACCUUUCUGUCAUACUACAUCUGUUUUUGUUUUCGUUAAAGAGAUUUAUAAUCCAGUGCUAAUUCACAGUACAAAUAAUAAGGGCCUUAUUAAUAUUUUUUUCAAGAUUUGGCUUUUUUAGUCCAGUUAAUUUUUUAAGUGUCUUAUUUUUGGACUAUGGAGAGAGGAGGGGGGCUCUCACCGAGCCCCACUGUGUGAUUUCUGCUGGUGUACGACCACAUCAGCUGGAUUGGCCUUGUCUGCCUGGAGAUCGUUGGCGCUUCUGCAGUUUUGAUAAGAGCAGCUGGGGAGGAGAGCAGAUUUCACAGCAGGAAACUCAGGAAUGUUUCUGCCAGGAAAGUUGAAGUGCAGCGUGAUCAGCUCCUCGGUAGCACAGACGCAUGUUCUGCUACGGAAAGAUUCCCCACACUGAGCUGAAAACCGAGAUGUCAAGCUUUCCUGUAAAUGUUUAUAAUUAAUUUUAUUUACAUCUGUUUUUUGUUUUUAUUUAGCUGUGAGAUUAUCCAUUGGGAUUAUUACAUUGUUUUUGCUUAAAGGGAAACUUUGGUAUUUUACAAUCUAGACCUUAUUGUCCCCAUGUUUUUGUGACUAACAGUUUUAUAAACAGGUCCAAUACUGCAGCUGGAAAAUAAGCUGCAAUGUAUUUGCUCAAACUGCAACGAUCACUGUCCAUCUUUGCUCCCAAAGGCGUCUGACAACAUUAUGGAGAAGACACUACAGAGGAGUAAAAUGUUUUUCUUUAUGUUUUGAUUGAUCUGGUGUGUUUGUUAUCGUGACUAACCAAGUCUCAGUCAAGAAGAAGUGUCGUUCUGAAAUAUUACGAGGUGACUUAUUGUCUGAAGGGGUGGACACGUGACGGAGAGAGUUGGAGGGAGGAGUGCUCGAAAGAGUUUGUGUGUGGAGUACUGAAAACGUAUUUUAGUGUUAUCUAAAAGAUAUUCAUGUUGGCAUGGCUGAAUAUUUAGCUGAUUUUAACAAUGUGGACAAGCAGUGUUGACAACUUGGCAACUUUCUUGCUAGAUAUAGCAAGGUUUCACAUCCUCUUAGUAACUUUAUUUCUAAAAAGUGACAAAUUGUGCUAAUAUGCAAGUGAGCAUACGGCAUAAUUUUUAUGACUUUUAGCAUCCUUUUGGACCUUGACAAAUAGUUGGCAACACUGCACAUGAGAUUUCAGAACGAGACUUCUACUUGAGCAAGACUUGGUUUGACAUUAUAACAAACUGACCAGAAACAGCAAUAAGGUCAAGAAAAAACAUCUAAUUUCUCUGUAAGUAUCCUCUCCAUAAUGUUGUCAGACUCUUUAAAUAACAAUCUGAGCAUGUCGGUGGCAAAAACAAACACUUGUAGUGAACUUACACUGGCGGUAUACAGUUGGACUGCAAGAUUACAUUGCAGCAAUACUGGAGCAGUUAAAAAAAAGUUGUUGUCCUCAUUAGACACAAAAAAGUGGGAUAUGGAGUCCAAGUUGAAAAAGACAGAAGUUUCCUGUUAAGACGGUAGUUCUGACAACUUUGUGCAAUACAUCAAAGAACGGUGACAAAAUGACAAGAAUGUCUUAUUUCAGUGAUGAAACCAAACUAAUCAUGCAUCAAAAUAACACAAACCUGAUUCUGUGUUAAUUUAACGUUUUACUUACAUUAUAGACGAGUAAGGUAUGCGAAGAGAUAAAGAGGCUGUUAUUUUUUAUGUGCCAUAAUUUGAUACAGCUUAUCUGACGCCAUGACACUGGCCCCGCCUGAGCUGAGGCUAUAUGUGACUUAUGACUGACUUUAUUUUAUUACCUAAUGUUGCUGGUAAUUAUAGAAAAUAAUCUGUGAACAACUUUUGUGUUUUAGCUCUUAAUAAUACAACAAAGCUCUCAUGCUGUAGGUUCUCUUGCACAGUCCACUACAAACAUUAUUUUCAUACAGAAACCUGGAAGGGGGUUUGGUUGGUAAGAAGUUGAAACUGAUGUGUCUCAGAAGCCGACAAUCAAACACAACAUGGACACUAAGUGAUGAAUGUGAUAAUACUUUUUAUUUUUACAUGACUUAUUGUGAUGCUGCUCCUCAGACAGAGUCUGGUUGAGGAAUAAUAAGGGCUCCUAUAUUAAAUAUCCAUCUUUAUGUCCCUGUAUUUGUAAUGCUGGCACCAGUUUUAUGUUUUUAAUUUACAUUUUUGUCCGAAUGUUUAUUUUCUUUCUCCAAAGCCAGAGUUGAUGUUUGCCCUACACAUUCCAUACUGUCAGUCCUUUAAAAAGCUGUAGAGUUAUUUCCAUGCUACAUGUUGGUUGAAAGGGCCCCUUCCUGUCUGAAUUUAGCAAUAAUGUUUGAAAGUCAACAGCAAAAAAAAUAUGAUAGAAGUCCUACCAAUAAGAUCCGUUGCCAAGUGUUGGGAAUAGCUGUUUACUUCUCAGCUCAUAAACAUUUAUUUUUCUUUUUUUAAAAGUGAACAGAAAUGACAUUUACGUUGUUAGUCGAUCCAUGUUCCACUGUAAGGCUCAGUGUUAAUAUUCCCACGAUUGUGUCUCAGUGUUCAACCUGCCUGUUACCUCCCGCUGCCUCUGAUAGACAUUUCUGCGCUGCCAAUGAUGUGGAAGAGACACACAAACAUCUGAGAUCAGAACAGCUUGUUCACAUUUGCUGCACCUUCUUUGGAAACUCCCUAAAGCAGCUGAUCGCUUAUUGAUGUUUGGCGAUCAGCUUCUCGCUCUUAAAAAUCUCGUAAAUUCAACCCAGAAGUAUUUUCCAGUUUCUUACUUGAAACUGAACGUUUACAUAGAGAGAAAAAAUGACUGCAAGACUUAUUAAAAUCUACUCACAGAUCUCGUUUUUUCAAGUGAAUAUCUCUGUCCCUGCCCCCCAAACAAAGUGUGAUUCUGUGAAGCUGUUCGGCUCAGAUGUGAAAAUGAAGUGUACGGUAUACCAUGUUUAAUGCAAAAAUCAAACACAUAAAACUUGAUCGGCCACCGUGGACGUCCUUCAUAACAUUUUAGUCUCUAAACUGGCAUUUUGAAAACUUGAGAUUGUGGGGGAAAUGAGCAGUUUUACAGUAAAGGCUUUGGUCCCUCCUAGGUGGGCUCUACUUAACUUAGAUAUAGUUAUGCAACAACUGAUUCCUAAGGGAAGUAUAUUUCAUAGACACCCACACAAGACCUGAAUCUGGGAUGUAACUGCACACACACAACUGGACUGUUAAAGAGGAGGAUGGUGUGAUAACAUUAACUCAAAGGGUCACGUCAAGGGUCUCGUUUGGUGCUAUGAAAUGCAAUACUUCCCAUCUGUAUCAAGUGCAUUACACAUAUACUGUAUUUUGUAAUACAGAGAAUUUUACAGUGUAUAAAUAUUGAUAUUUAUCGCUGUACGAUGCUUGUUCAGUGUUAUUUAUGAGAGAGAAAAUAAAACCUGUCAGACUUUGUUACAAAAA